Molecule: messenger RNA, 1227 nt
Organism: Cyclocybe aegerita
Lineage: Eukaryota; Fungi; Basidiomycota; Agaricomycetes; Agaricales; Hemipholiotaceae
Source: the annotation of a GenBank genome assembly
AUGUCGAAACUCCUUGCCUUUGUUUCCUUUGUAUUGCUGGCCCAGCAAGCCGCCGCCCAGCAACAGCAAGUCUGGGGUCAAUGUGGUGGUAUUGGCUGGACGGGUCCCACAAGCUGUGUCUCUGGAACAACCUGCGUCCAGCUGAAUGAUUGGUAUUUCCAAUGCCAACCAGGCUCUGCUCCGACAACGGUUGCCCCAUCCCCACCCCCUCCAACAACAACUGCUGCUCCUCCACCUCCGCCGGUGACCACAACGACCGCCGCCCCUCCUAACACUACGGCUCCCCCCACUGGCUCGCCAACUGGUAAUCGUGACCAAGCGUUCUGGGGAUCUUGUGCGGAUUCUAAUACGUUGAACAUUGCCGCCAACGCUGCUAUCCUGAGGUCUGACUUCGGUCAAGUGACUCCUGAAAACUCUAUGAAGUGGGAUGCCCUCGAGAGCAGCCGAGGAAACUUCAAUUUUGCUGGUGCAGACACCCUCGUCAACUGGGCUGUUUCAAACGGCAAGCUGAUCCGUGGACACACCUUGGUUUGGCACUCUCAGCUGCCUGGCUGGGUCAACAACAUCAACGACAGGAACACAUUGACCUCAGUCAUUCAGAACCACAUUUCCGUUGUGGCUGGUCGCUAUGCUGGCAGGCUCUACGGUACGUUUCAUGUAUCCGCCUUUGGAAUUACGAUUAACUUCACAUUAUUCACAGCUUGGGAUGUUGUUAAUGAAAUAUUCAACGAAGACGGCAGUCUCCGCUCGAGUGUCUUCUCUCGUGUCCUUGGCGAGUCCUUCGUUACUAUUGCUUUCCAGGCAGCGCGUGCGGCAGACCCCACUUCUGUGCUCUACAUCAAUGACUACAACUUGGACUCGAACAACGCUAAAGUGCAAGGCAUGGUCAACCUCGUCAGGCGCGUCAAUGCCAACUCGCAGAUCAUCGAUGCGCUCGGCACCCAGAUGCACCUGAGUGCCGGCGGUGCAGGUGGUGCGCAAGCUGCGCUCACUGCCCUCGCCAGUCUCGGGCUCGAGGUCGCCAUCACUGAGCUUGACAUCGUCGGCGCGUCUGCGAACGAUUACACCACGGUCCUUCGCGCCUGCCUCAACACCCCGCUUUGCGUCGGCAUUACUAGCUGGGGUGUUGCUGACGUCAACUCUUGGCGCGCAAGCAGCAACCCCUUGCUCUUUGACAACAACUACAGAGCGAAGGCUGCCUACACCGCUCUCAUCAACGCUUUGUAA